UUGGAUUGAUGGCAAAGGGAGAGGGACUUAAGUGAGAGUGAAAACACAAGGUUUUCCCUUUGGUUAAUCAGCUGGGAUUGAGGACACCUGGCGGCUGGAGCUAGCCGGAUAAAGGACCGGGCCGGAUCUCGCUCUCGCUCUCUCUCUGGCAGGAGGACGCAACGUGAAGAGCAGUCACGACCAGCUGACCUUUUGUUUUCGCCUGUUUGUGUCCUUCAGCAGCAGCCAAAUAAACUCUUUUUUUCUAUUCACGCCCUUGUUUCUGUCGCGCGUUUGUUGUGGCUGAGAGCCAAGCCAUGAUAGCUGGGGGCUCGUCCACUUCUUUUUAUCUGUGAUACAGCAACGGAUAGGUGAGAUUUGUGUUGGGAGUUGGUGCGCGUGUAUGAAGUUUGUUGGGAGUGCGUUUGCAGUGCGGCCGGUUUCUUUGUUUCGGCUCGUUGUGGGAAGGACAUUAGAUUUCAGAUUGUUGUUUGGGGGACUGAUUUGAUUACUUUGUGAUGCUUUGAUUUGUUUGGUAUUAUAUUUCGGGAGAGUGGUUGCUUCUAGUUGUUCUUAGCCGUGGUCAGCUGUUUGUUUUUGUUUUUUUCCUUUCUCUCUUGUGUGGGUUUGUUGGUGCGUUGCAUGUGGAGCAGUGCGGAACGGUGCGGAGUUUUCCCUGGCAGGUUAAGCGGCGGUUCCCUUGGGAUCGUUGAGCAGGGUGUGUAGUGUUGCGGAGAAAGUGGUUGAAGCCUUGGCUUGGGAGCAUGGCCGUGGUCUCAGUAGUGUUGCUAGCUUGCUAGUCGCUUUGCUGGAUUAGCGGUCUCCAGUGCAUAAAUACCCACCACAAGUAACUGCAUGAAGACUAGGGAGGAGAUUAGUCAGUGGGAUGGUGAGUUAGUGGGGAAACUCCAAUCAAAAAAUUAGUGUUCCACUUUGGACGCAUAAUAAACGUGGUGGUAUCUGUCCGGUUGGUUUUUGUUUUUGUUCUCUUCUUUCGGUUUAAAGGUCCGGUGUUGUGUUCCGAUGAGGGGUCGGUGUAAAUUAAGAUGGCUGACGUAGAGGCAUUUAUUGAAGCUCCGUCUCAGGAGUCUCUUGCCACUUUCUCAAGAGAGCAGCUGCUCUUAAUUGCUGAGCAUUUCUCUGUGUCUAUUGUCGGUGAUAGAAGGGUGAAAGACAACAUAAAAGACUCUAUAGUGUCGACAUUAAGUGAGACAGGAGUGUUUGCUGCAAAGGAAGAGGGGUUUUUGUUAAAACCUCUUUUUCAGGCUAGUUCACUGUCCUUUGAGCAGCAGAAGGAGAUGAUAUUGUUGCAGCUGGGUCAUGACAAAAUGAGGUAUGCGAUGGAGUUUGAAAAGGAAAUUGCAGUGGAGCGGAUGCGGCAGGAGACUGAGAGAGCCAAACUGGAUAUGGAAGGACAACGUCUUUCUAUGGUCAGAGAUGGUGCGGUGUUGGGUGAGUGGCACGGUGAACAGGUGCCCAGGUCUCCUCAUUGGUUCGAUGCUAACAACUUGCGCUUGUUACCGCAAUUUAAUGAAAGUGAUCCUGACACUUUUUUUUUGCUUUUUGAACGUGUAGCUAGGACUAGAGAUUGGCCUGAUGCGGACUGCGCUCUGAUGCUUCAGUGUGUUCUCACAGGGAGAGCGCAGUCAGCAUAUUCCUCCUUAUGUCUUGAGGAUAGCUCUAGCUAUAGUAAAAUAGAAUUGGCGGUGCUUAGAGCAUACGAACUGGUGCCAGAGGCCUAUCGACAGCGUUUUAGGUCCUUUGAGCAAAAACAAGAUCAAACAUAUGUGGAGAUGGCGAGGGAUUUGUCUGUUCAUUUUAAGCGUUGGUUAACUGCUCUUGACGUCACUACUUUUGACGAUUUGUGUGAGCUCAUGACUUUGGAACAGUUCAAAAAUAUUCUUCAAGACAAGAUUGCUACUUACAUAACAGAACACAGGGUCACUUAUGUGGCUGAAGCUGCUGUGGCAGCUGAUGAGUUUGUGUUGCUUCAUAAGAGCAGGUUCGGAGGGCGCUCUGGGGCCCUGGCUGUUUUUGAGGGAAGUAGAAAGGUUGGUUCAUUUGGGAUGGAGCCAAGGAACUUGGGUUUGGUCAAAUCUGAGGGGGAUAAUAAUGAUAUUUGCCACUACUGUCGCGAACAAGGCCAUUGGAAGGCAGACUGUCCUGCGCUUAGAGCAAAAUCUGAGGGAGGAAGAUAUUUUGUUGGGUCUGUUGCGUUGGCUGCUCCUGUGGAAAGCAGCGGUGUUGCCGAUGUGCUUACAUCCCACUUAGGUGGAUCUGAGGUUUUGGCAUCUUAUGCUCCAUUUAUACGAGACGGCUUGGUAGGUAGUAAUGUCAGAGUUCCAAUCAAAAUCUUGCGAGACACAGGGGCUUUUGACUCCUAUAUUGUUGACUCUGUUUUGCCUCUGUCUUAUGAAAGUGACACUGGUGACACCCUUCUGAGUAGGGGACUGGGAUUAAAAGUUCUUCCUAUUCCUGUUCAUAGGAUGUAUAUUGACUGUGGUCUUGUUAAGGGUGAGGUGGCUGUUGGUGUAUGUCCAGCUUUGCCAAUCGAGGGGAUACAGUUCAUCCUGGGCAACGGUUUGGCAGGUAGCAGAGUCUGGACUGAUGUUCCCCCUGUGCUUUUAGUGACUGGCGGUCCGAUUGAGUCAAGGUCUGAGGAGAGCUCUACAGUGUUGGCAGACGUUACGCCCUCUGGUGUGAUCACUCGUGCUAUGGACAAAAACAUGUUUAGAAAACAGAAGACCAAGCAUUGUCCCACUAGUCAAAGUGGUCGUGGCGGCGGUGGCGCUGAUGGUGGUCGUGGUGGCGGCAGCGUUGAUGGUGGUCGUGGCGGCGGCAACAGGGAUCGAGGAAGAGGCAAGGAAAUGUCCUGCUAUCGGUGUGGAGACCAAGGACACAUGGCUCGUGACUGUGGGCAUGCCAACGACCGGAAGUGCUAUUCCUGCGGUGGGCUUGGUCACAUCCAGAGACGUUGCAGUAGGGUGAAAUGUUACAGGUGUGGCGACAUUGGCCACGUGGCGGUGCAUUGCAGUAAAGCCAGUGAAACUAACUGCUACAACUGAGGAAGCAUGGGCCGUGACGGUAAUGUAUUGUCUGUCAUACUGUUUAAUAAAUCGUUCUCGCUCUGCCCAUCCUUUUAAAGUGUGCUUCUCAGGUUGCUUACCUGUGUUGCUAAAGAUGUGGCUGGGUGUGGGAGGAGCGGCUGGCAGUGUGAGGGUUGUAUGUUGCAAUUGUUGGUUUUGUUGGAAGUGGGGUGCCGUAUGUCUGGUAUUUUUGUUGUUCAUUACUGGUGUUUUUUUUGUUUUUUCAGGGUUGGUGUGCCGGUGGUCCUAGGGACACCGACUUUAAGGGGGGGGGGUGUGACGACCCCUGCCUUGUUAUCUCUGGGGUGUGUAUGUUCCUUUAAGGUUUUCCCUUUGGUCAAUCAGCUGGGAUUGAGGACACCUGGCGGCUGGAGCUAGCCGGAUAAAGGACCGGGCCGGAUCUCGCUCUCGCUCUCUCUCUGGCAGGAGGACGCAACGUGAAGAGCAGUCACGACCAGCUGACCUUUUGUUUUCGCCUGUUUGUGUCCUUCAGCAGCAGCCAAAUAAACUAUUUUUUUCUAUUCAC
Molecule: messenger RNA, 3591 nt
Organism: Gymnodraco acuticeps
Lineage: Eukaryota; Metazoa; Chordata; Actinopteri; Perciformes; Bathydraconidae
Exons: 2
Coding region: 1026-3044 (672 amino acids)
Molecular function (GO): zinc ion binding; nucleic acid binding
Source: RefSeq, a predicted model, not a curated record